Molecule: messenger RNA, 1281 nt
Organism: Cadophora gregata
Lineage: Eukaryota; Fungi; Ascomycota; Leotiomycetes; Helotiales; Ploettnerulaceae
Product: spindle assembly checkpoint kinase
Exons: 5
Coding region: 1-1281 (426 amino acids)
Biological process (GO): regulation of cytokinesis; protein phosphorylation; mitotic spindle organization
Cellular component (GO): spindle microtubule; spindle pole centrosome; chromosome passenger complex
Molecular function (GO): ATP binding; protein kinase activity
Source: RefSeq, a predicted model, not a curated record
AUGGCCACUUGCUCCCUGGAAGCGCGCCUCAAGCGUGUUUCCAUCAACGACGAGACUGAUCCUGCUGGUGGAAGACAACCACAUGUCAGGUCCAAGAAUGUUGUCUCCUCGAAUCCACAAUUAUCGCAUAAUCCCACAUACAGUGAGAAUGAUCCUAACAAUGAAAAGAAGACAUUCUUAAACCCAAAGGUCAUAACAUCUCCUAGCAAGCACCUGGUACAGAACUCCAGCCGAUCACACUUGCUUAAAAUCGCAUUGGUCUCUUCCCAAGCUUUACGACAGUCGAGUUCGAUCGUGCCGGUCGGAUCAGUGCUCCCAAAGCCUCCCUGUGGAUCAUCGAGGGGAUCGGAAGCCGUUGCCGAAGUCGAACAAAUACAAGUCUCCAUACCUCAGCGACUUAUACCCUCAAAGAUAUUCCACCUUGGAAUGUUCGAAAUUGGUCGGCCAUUGGGGAAAGGGAAGUUCGGGCGCGUGUAUCUGGCGAGAGAACGCGAAAGCGGAUUUGUUUGUGCACUCAAAGUCCUGCACAAGAACGAGAUAACACAAGGCCGCGUUGAGAAACAAGUCCAACGGGAGAUUGAAAUUCAAAGCAACCUCCGACAUCCGAACAUCCUUCAGCUCUAUGGCCACUUCCACGACAGUAAAAGAAUAUUCUUGAUACUUGAGUUUGCUGGGCAGGGAGAGCUAUAUAAACAUCUGCGACGCGAAACUCGAUUUCCGGAAUGGAAAGCUGCACAAUACAUUGCCCAGAUGGCUGCAGCAUUACAGUUCUUGCACAAAAAACACGUCAUCCAUCGAGAUAUAAAACCAGAGAACAUUCUUCUUGGGAUCCAUGGCGAGCUAAAGAUCGCAGACUUCGGGUGGAGUGUACAUGCGCCAGGUGACCGAAGAAAGACCCAAUGCGGAACUCUAGACUACUUGCCCCCCGAGAUCGUCAACUGCACCUCUUACAACAACAAGGUCGACUUGUGGAGUCUGGGGGUCUUGAUGUAUGAAUUCUUAGUUGGGGAGGCGCCAUUUGAGGACUCGCAGGUUCUCACGUACAAAAGAAUUGUCCGUUGUGACAUGACCAUUCCGAGUUACGUAUCUCCAGAAGCCAAAGAUUUGAUCAAAAGUCUCCUUGUUGUCGAACCAGAGAAGCGGCUACCGCUCGACCAGGUCCAAAAGCAUCCGUGGAUCAUCAAACACUGUGUUAAUGCGGACCGACCCAACAUAACGUCCAAGAGAGAAACGAAAUCAACAAGUGGUAUUCGUCGCUCUCGGACUAGCGUGCACAACUAG